AUGGAGAGUGUGAGAAGGUUGGAGUACAUGUUGGGUGGCAGGAAACUCACCGACCUCUCGAAGUCCACGACACUGUUGUGGGUCAACGAGAAAAAGGUGAAACUGUCCUGGAUGUCCUGGACCGGAGGAAAAACGUACUUAACACUCAAAGGUGUGGAUCAGCGCUUGUCAAAUGAAAAACUGCUGGAUGGAGUUCCUUGGGCAUGUUGCAGAGCAGCUUCUUUCCAAGUUGAGCCUGUUUGUGGAGAAGUGGUGACCACUUACAGCCCCAGUGCUGUGAAAUGUGAAUGGAAGUAUCCUGCUUCUGAUUCAGCUGUCAUGGCUGAACCUCAGCCUGAAUCCAUGCAGUCUCUGGUACCCCACAACUACUACCCCUGCGAUGUCUCUGAAAGUCAACCAGAUGAAGAAAGUGGCAAGUAUGUCACAGUGAACCAGAAGUUGUUUGACUGCAUGCUUGUUGCUGUCCACCUGCCCAUGAGCCAGUGUUGCAGUGGACCCUCUUGCACCCCUUUGCACAUGGAGAGUGUGAGAAGGUUGGAGUACAUGUUGGGUGGCACCUUUGAGUGGCUGGAGAGCUUCAGGUGCUGUGACAACACCCAGUUGCUCUUUUUCCACUUUGACAGGACCUACAGGACCUGGCCUCCUUUUUGCAUGAAUUGUGUGGAUCAGCGCUUGUCAAAUGAAAAACUGCUGGAUGGAGUUCCUUGGGCAUGUUGCAGAGCAGCUUCUUUCCAAGUUGAGCCUGUUUGUGGAGAAGUGGUGACCACUUACAGCCCCAGUGCUGUGAAAUGUGAAUGGAAGUAUCCUGCUUCUGAUUCAGCUGUCAUGGCUGAACCUCAGCCUGAAUCCAUGCAGUCUCUGGUACCCCACAACUACUACCCCUGCGAUGUCUCUGAAAGUCAACCAGAUGAAGAAAGUGGCAAGUAUGUCACAGUGAACCAGAAGUUGUUUGACUGCAUGCUUGUUGCUGUCCACCUGCCCAUGAGCCAGUGUUGCAGUGGACCCUCUUGCACCCCUUUGCACAUGGAGAGUGUGAGAAGGUUGGAGUACAUGUUGGGUGGCACCUUUGAGUGGCUGGAGAGCUUCAGGUGCUGUGACAACACCCAGUUGCUCUUUUUCCACUUUGACAGGACCUACAGGACCUGGCCUCCUUUUUGCAUGAAUUGUGUGGAUCAGCGCUUGUCAAAUGAAAAACUGCUGGAUGGAGUUCCUUGGGCAUGUUGCAGAGCAGCUUCUUUCCAAGUUGAGCCUGUUUGUGGAGAAGUGGUGACCACUUACAGCCCCAGUGCUGUGAAAUGUGAAUGGAAGUAUCCUGCUUCUGAUUCAGCUGUCAUGGCUGAACCUCAGCCUGAAUCCAUGCAGUCUCUGGUACCCCACAACUACUACCCCUGCGAUGUCUCUGAAAGUCAACCAGAUGAAAAAUGCAGCUACCCAGCUCUACCAACCAUGGCAACUUCUCUGGAUGACUGUACCAUGGUGCCAAUGGUAGCCACUCAGAUUUACCAAGACCCAGAUGAGAAGGCAGGAAGUUACAAUGCUGAUGCAUAUGUUCUGGUUCCCUUUGAGCCAAGACAAGAUGUUUUUUGGAACCAGGAAUUGCAUCAGCAUCCAUCAGGAACCAUUGGUGAAGCUGGGGCAUUUAUUGAAGGGGAAGCUUCCAAUGAGCUGCUGAGUAAAAGAGACAUCCGGGAUCCUUCUUCUUCCCCGCCUGAGGCGAUUCCUGUUGUUGCUGCUGCUGCUGGUGGUGAAGCUGGCAACAGGAAGCCGAUGCCGUCGGAGAACCUCAAAAAAACUUUUCAGAUGUUGCUGGGCAAGCCAAAGUUCGAGAGCAGAGGUACUGUUCCCCUGAAGGUGGCUGUUAAGCGAACCUGGGCCGACAAAUACAAGCAUCUUCUGGAAAAGUGCGUCCCCUGA
Messenger RNA from Notodromas monacha, 1914 nucleotides. The record is from the annotation of a GenBank genome assembly. NCBI's taxonomy places the organism in Eukaryota, Metazoa, Arthropoda, Ostracoda, Podocopida, Cyprididae.